Messenger RNA from Branchiostoma belcheri (Belcher's lancelet), 516 nucleotides. Its product is annotated as ankyrin repeat domain-containing protein 23-like. The record is from RefSeq and is a predicted model, not a curated record. The coding region runs from base 1 to 516 and encodes 171 amino acids. Gene Ontology annotation, molecular function: protein binding. The transcript has 5 exons. NCBI's taxonomy places the organism in Eukaryota, Metazoa, Chordata, Leptocardii, Amphioxiformes, Branchiostomatidae.
AUGUGGAAGGCUGCAGGGGAAGGAGACACGGACAGAGUGAAGCAGCUGUUAGCGGAGGGAGUCAACCCUAAUGCUGCUGGUGGCUCUUUGCAAAGAACUCCUCUGCACCAGGCAGCCAAGAAUGGUCACCAUGAAACUGUAUCAGUUUUACUGACUGCUGGUGCAGAUGUCAAGGCACGGGACAAGUGGCAAGAGUCUCCCCUUCACUGGGCAGCCUGGAGUGGUCACCAUGAAACUGUAUCAGUUUUACUGACAGCUGGUGCAGAUGUGAACGCACGGGACAAUGGGCAAGACUCUCCCCUGCACUGGGCAGCCAAUAAUGGUCACCAUGAAAUUGUAUCAGUUUUACUGGCAUCUGGUGCAGAUGUGAACGCACGGAACAAGUGGGAAGACACACCCCUCCAUAACGCAGCUACACGGGGCCGCCCCAAGUGUGCGGAAAUACUGCUGCAGCACGGGGCUGAUGCCGGUCUCAGGAACGAGGUCAGUCAAUUCUUCGGCUUCUUUGGUAAAUAA